AUGGAGUCCACUUCUAUCUUCCUCGUCUUCUUCCUCUGUUCCUUCUCGUUGCUAUCGGAAUGCCGAGGGGCACCAGCAACUCCUUCGGUCCAGGCAAAAGCCUUGAUCUUCAUGCAGAAGUUUGGAUACCUUGAAGGCUCGGAAGACGGCUCAGCAGCACAGCCUCUACUGGAUAACAUCACAGAUGAGAAGUUCAAAGAAGGCAUCAAGGAAGUGCAGAGGUUUUUAGGUUUUGAAAUAACUGGGGAACUGGACGAAAAGACAUUAGAGUUUAUGUCUGCAAAGAGAUGCGGAGUACCAGAUAUUGUGAAAGACUCGGUGGAAUAUUCACCUACGAACGAAGAAUUACCGUCUAAAUUCAAUGAUACUGAUGAAUACCACCACGAGCAACAUCAACAUCAACAUCAUCAUCACCAUCAUCACCCUCACCACCACAGCCGUAGAAAGAGGUACAUCCUUAUGAAUAGAGGGUGGAAAAAGAGGCACAUAACAUAUCAUCUGGCUAACUGGUCGGAAAAGCUAACUAGAGGAGAUGUUCUGGAAAUAAUAAAAAAAUCCCUCGCAAAUUGGGCAAAGUACGGGGACCUGCGCUUCACUGAAGUAUCAAGCCCCGAUGAAGCGGACAUCGUCUUCGGUUUCUACAGGAGACAACAUGGCGAUGGAUCUGCUUUCGACGGCCCAGGGAAUGUCCUAGCUCAUGCCUUCGCGCCAAGCAGUUACGAUUACGGUCAAAAGGGUCUGGAAGGUGACGUUCACUUUGAUGCAGAAGAACCCUGGGUUAUCGAUGCGGGAUCAGAGUAUAGAGGAGUGGACUUGAUGGCUACCGCCGUUCACGAACUCGGGCACUCCUUGGGAUUCGCUCAUUCUCCACACACGGACUCGGUCAUGUACCCUAACUACAUAAGAGGAAAACACGAACUAGGAUACGAUGACAUCUUGGCCAUGUACGAGCUCUACGUCAAAGCGAAAUUGAGAGAUGAUAGCGGAGGUGCUAAAUAUAUUCCACCCAAACCAACCCGACCGCCUCUCACAAGACGAACCACGAUAACCUCCUCAACAACAACCAGGUACGUGGAGACGACUACCGAAAAGAAGCAUCUGCAGGGGUCCAUCCAUGUACCUAAAACUCCCGAUGGAUGCAAGGGCGCCUUCGACACCGUAGCUUUCAUUAGGGGAGAGCUUUUCAUCACCAAGAACAAGAUGCUUUGGAGGCUGUCCGAGCCGGGGAAGAUACAGGAAGGCUACCCUGUCGAGUUCUGGAGGAUGUUCGCCCUCCCGAAGAACGUAAAGAGGAUCGACGCGAUGUACGAGAGGGAGAAGGACUCUGCUAUUGUCAUAUUCUCAGGAAGUCAGUUCUGGGUCUCCGAUGGUAACGUCUUGAGCAGCCCACGCCCACUUACCGACUAUGGCCUUCCGUGGAGAAUUACAAAGGUGGACGGAGUUACUGUCAGGGACGGAUCAACAUAUAUUUUCAGUGAGUUACAAUACUGGACAUACGACGAUGAAAAGAAGACAUUGGUGAACUCGUCCAGGCCACUAAGCGAUUGGGGUUUCCCGCCUAACAGUGACUUAAUUCUCGAUUCAGUCAUGACUUACAAGGACGGUAAUACUUACUUCUUCAAAGGGCAACACUAUUGGGAAUACAACGGAAGGCUCAUGCAUCCGAGAAAUAGGUGGAAGUCUGCAUCCCAGUUCUUGUUGUCCUGCUGAAUCUGUUGGAUGAUAAGCAGCGUUUCUGUGAUAAUAAUAUGAACAUUAAAAUAGGAUCAUAAUAAUUUUUAAGUGUUCUAAGGUUAAUGUUUUAGUCAAUUUAUCGCGAAUAUUAUGGUCAAAAUGGAGUUUGUUCGUGUUACAUGUAAAAUUAAACUUGUGCCAAAGUUUUUUUGGAUGACAAUUGAUGUUAAUAAUGUAUUAUAAUAUUCAUCAUUGUUGGUUGUGAGAUAAAAUGCACAUGGAUAUAUAAAUGUACAUUAGUAGUUUUAGGAUUAUUUCUAUCGGAUAGUUCGAUACACAAGCAAGUACUAAAAAAACUCUAUUCUUUCCAAGAAACGCCUGUGAAUGUGUUUCGGAUACUUAUGUUACGGAACACUCAUUUUAAAGAUCAAUUAAUAAUUUAAUUUAAAAAAAAAUCAAUUUAUCUCUUCUUUUACUAUGCCACAUCUUAAAAAACGGCGAUUUAUCUAACUAUCUGGAUAUAAGAAAAGUCGUUUUUCCAUUAUGAAAUAUUUUUUAAAAUUUAUUCAUGAAACUGAUAAAAAUGCCAGGUAUUAACUGAAAAGAUCAAAAGCCUAAUAAAUAAAAAGUUCAAUUGGUGGCUUAAUCCACACAUAUAUUAUUAUAAUAAGGCUCGAAAUCGGUUUUGUACCAAAUAUAAGCUUCUGUCAGGCUCAAAUACCAUGAAUGGGGUACCGCUGGAUUCAGAAUUUCACGGGGGGUUAGUGAACCGUAUUCUCCACUUUUAUUUUUCUUUCUAAAAUAAAUAAAGUCGAUACAAAUAUUUUGCUAGGCUUCAAUACAGGUAGGUCUGUAGA
Nezara viridula (southern green stink bug) is the source of this 2531-nucleotide messenger RNA. NCBI's taxonomy places the organism in Eukaryota, Metazoa, Arthropoda, Insecta, Hemiptera, Pentatomidae. The record is from the annotation of a GenBank genome assembly.